AUGACUCCUAAGAUCUCCGACUUUGGGAUGGCGAGGAUCUUUGGACGGGAAGAGACGGAAGCCAACACAAGGAAGGUGGUCGGCACUUACGGUUACAUGUCUCCAGAAUAUGCAGUGGAUGGGAUAUUCUCGAUGAAGUCGGAUGUUUUCAGCUUCGGGGUCUUGCUUCUUGAGAUUAUAAGUGGCAAGAAGAAUAACGGAUUCUACAACUCAAACCGUGACCUUAAUCUCCUCGGUUUUGUGUGGAGAUAUUGGAAGGAAGGAAAAGGGAUAGAGAGCGUAGACCCAAUCAUCAUAGAUGAUUCAUCAUCAGCACUACUCCGGACACAUGAAAUUUUAAGAUGUAUACAAAUUGGUCUCUUGUGUGUUCAAGAACGUGCUGAAGACAGACCAGUGAUGUCGACUGUUAUGGUGAUGCUUGGGAGCGAAACUACGGCUAUUCCUCAGCCUAAACGGCCCGGUUUCUGCGUUGGGAGAAGUCUUCUUGAGACUGAAUCGUCCUCAAGUACACAGCGCGGUGAUGAAUUGUCAGUGAACCAAAUCACCCUCUCAGUCAUUGAUGCCCGGUAA
Messenger RNA from Brassica napus (rape), 570 nucleotides. RefSeq names its product receptor-like serine/threonine-protein kinase SD1-6. Gene Ontology annotation, molecular function: ATP binding; protein serine/threonine kinase activity. The record is from RefSeq and is a predicted model, not a curated record. The coding region runs from base 1 to 570 and encodes 189 amino acids. The transcript is spliced from 3 exons. NCBI's taxonomy places the organism in Eukaryota, Viridiplantae, Streptophyta, Magnoliopsida, Brassicales, Brassicaceae. Gene Ontology annotation, biological process: protein phosphorylation.